AUGGAUCUUGGAAAUACGAGUGUGCUCACCGACGAGCAGCUCAUGGAUGGCUAUGACGACACCCCGUAUCAAUAUUUUUUCCCCGUGUUUAUCCCAGAGAGUGACGCUGCGAAUGUGGCUGGUGUUUUGGAUAGCAUUGAUGGGGGUGCUGAUUUUGACUUGGGUGCGGCCACGCUUGGCCCUGGUGCGUCCCCGUUUGCUCUUGGUUUGACUGAAAAGUGCGCUGACAUUAACCGCUUCCACCGCUCUCUUGCCCACACUUGCGAGCCUCUUUGGAGAGAAACUGCCCAGCAGAGAGGCAUCGUGCUCACCGGCAAGCUGGAACCGUGCGCGGACUGCAUGAAGGCGAAAGGCAGGCGAGGGUCGGUACCGCGGGGGUCGGGAGCGCGGGCGUACAAGCCACUAGGGCGUGUUCACCUGGACCUGUGUGGACCGCUGGUGCCUUCCCUGGGCGGCAACCUCUACCUGUUCGUCGCCGUGGACAGCGCCUCGCGGUGGAACAAGGUCUACGGUCUCCGGCGGAAGUCCGACGCGCUGGCGGCAACGAAAAGGCUGCUGGCGGACGUGGGGCGGUACGACCUCGGGCGCAUCGAGUGUUUCCGCGUCGACAAAGGCACCGAGUGGACCCGUGGCGACUUCCUGCGCUUCUGCGACGACAACGGCAUCAGCGUCGAGUUCACACCUCCUGGCGUUCCGCAGUACAACGGCGUCGUCGGGAGCGCCAUCUGGCGCAUCAUGAAGGCCGGCAUGGCCGCUCGCCGCAGCGCUGGCCGUGUGUUCAACGUCGACUUCGCCUACAUCCCGGCCUCGACGAGCGUGUCGGCGACCAAGGCCAAGCCCGGGCGNCCCACUUGCCGCGUCGUCUACACCAACAACGUAUCGUGGGUGACGUCGGCGCCAGCCGGCGAGGGGGGUUCCGCUGGUAUCACCGCUGCGCCGACACCCCCCCCGUUCACGCCGCCGGUCGUCUCGAUCAACUUUGGCCCAGCACCGACGCCUUCGACCGCCACACCGCCGCCGCCAGCGCCCACGCCGUCGCCCGCUCCCGCUCCCGCUGCCGCUUCGCCCCCUGCCGCAACGCCGUCGCCAGCGACCACGCCGCCGCCCGCUCCCACGCCUUCACAACCGCCCUCUGCCACUUCGCCGUCACCGUCGGCGACCCCCGCUCCUGGCCAGCCGUCCUCUACCUCUUCGCUGUCACCGUCGGCGACCCCAGAUCCAGGCCAGCCGCCGCCCUCGCCGGACCCCGCGAUGCCCCCGUUUACGACUCACGCCAUGCGGCAGCUUCGCCCGGGUACAAAGACCGAGGUGGAGAACGUCAUUAACGCUAAGUGGGUAUUCGAUUGGAAGGCAGAUGAGUUUGGAUGGCCCACUAAGCUUAAGUCGAGACUUGUAGCGAGAGGUGAUAUGCAGAGAGAGUACAUUGACUUUGGAGAGUUGUACGCGCCUACCGUUUCUGUUUCGUUUGUUAGGAUGUUGGCUGCUUGGGCGUGCGAGUUGAACCUCGACUUGUGUCAUUUCGAUUUUGAGCAAGCUUUUGUGCGUUCAGAGUUGGAGGAAGACGUGUACAUGCGUUUGCCGCAGGGAUGUGGAGCUCUAUCUGGAAUGAUUGUAAAACUAGGCAAGAGUCUGUAUGGCUUGAGACAGGCAUCUAGGCAGUGGCAUGCAAUGCUGAAGAGGUGUUUGGUGGCGUUAGGUUUUGAGCAGUGCAUGGCCGAUGCUUGUGUGUUUCGUUUGAUUGAGGAUGGAUGUGUUGUUUUGAUUUUGGUAGUACAUGGAGAUGACAUUUUUGCUGGGAGAGAGGGGGAGAUGUGGCAAGUUUGGCGCCGACCUUAA
Molecule: messenger RNA, 1836 nt
Organism: Ectocarpus sp. CCAP 1310/34
Lineage: Eukaryota; Phaeophyceae; Ectocarpales; Ectocarpaceae
Source: the annotation of a GenBank genome assembly